Molecule: messenger RNA, 1272 nt
Organism: Exophiala spinifera
Lineage: Eukaryota; Fungi; Ascomycota; Eurotiomycetes; Chaetothyriales; Herpotrichiellaceae
Exons: 4
Coding region: 1-1272 (423 amino acids)
Molecular function (GO): FAD binding; monooxygenase activity
Source: RefSeq, a predicted model, not a curated record
AUGUCUGAAGUUACGGUGCUCAUCAUUGGUUGCGGAGUCGCUGGGCCCGUGCUCGCGAACUUGUUAAAACGGAAAGGCUACAGUCCUAUCGUCUUCGAAAAAGUUUCGAAGUUGGGAGAUGCAGGGGCUUCACUGAUGUUGAUGCCAAACGGACUCAAAGUCCUCAAUUUGGUGGGCAUGGCGGAGGAAAUCGAGAAAGGCUCCCAGCCACUGGAUGCAUACGAGGAUCUUACCUCGGAUGGCGAGAUCCUCGGAUUCUCAGACUUGCCACAGAGCUUCAGAUCAAAAUACGGAUCACCUGCAAUGGGUGUCAAGCGAACCGAGUUGAACUUGAUGCUCAAGAACAUGCUCACUGAUCUGAACGUCGAGGUGAGAGAAGGCUGGGAGCUGGAAGACAUUGAGGAAGGCGAAAAUUCGGUUACGGCCCAUUUCAAGGGACAUGGAUCUGUCACAGGAUCAUUCCUCAUCGGGUGCGACGGCAUCAAAGCAGCUUCCAGACGUAUCCUUCUGAGCAAGAGAGGGAUCAGCGAGGGACUGCCUGACUUCAGCGGAUUGACACAGACGGCUGGCUUGUCACCAACGCCGAAGGCACUGAAAACUCGAUACAGCAUGAGGAAUUGGUUCGGCGAAGGAGUCCAUAUGAUCGCAUAUCCGGUCUCUCCAGAUGUGACCUCCUGGGCGUUGACUCUACCUGAAGGUGAGGGCAAUGAAGCAGAUUGGGGCUUGUGCUCUCCGCAAGAAAUCUCCACAAGAAAGGAGAAACUGCUCGCAAAGAUCAGUUCUUGGAAAGACAAAUCGCCAGCAGAAUUGGUCCAGAACCCAUCUCGUAUCAUCAAGUUUGGUCUCUUUGAUCGGACAGAAAUGAGCCCAGACCAAUGGCAUUCAAGGAGAAUCGUUCUCGUUGGGGAUGCUGCUCAUCCAACGAGCCCUCACCUUGGUCAAGGAGCAAACCAGGCGCUUGAGGACUGUUUCCAUCUUAGCCGUGCCUUGCCAUACCUGAUUCCAGGAAGUGACGACUACGAGGAUGGUCUGCGAAAGCUGGGGCCAGGUUUGGUAAACAUCUUCCAGGCCUUCGCAGAGAAGAGACAACCAAGAACCUCGGCCUUGGUGAAAGGUGCACAUAUCCAAGGCCAGACACGUGUGGUGACCACUGGACCGGACGACUGUGCAAAGCGGAAUGAUAAGGUUGCCGCAGGCUGGAAGGAUGUCGACGCAAUAUCCGCAAAGUACGACGCACUUUGCCGUGAGCCAUUCCAGGGAACUCUCGAAUAA